Haliotis rubra (blacklip abalone) is the source of this 1927-nucleotide messenger RNA. RefSeq lists its product as uncharacterized. The record is from RefSeq and is a predicted model, not a curated record. Bases 553 to 1617 code for a protein of 354 amino acids. The transcript is spliced from 2 exons. NCBI's taxonomy places the organism in Eukaryota, Metazoa, Mollusca, Gastropoda, Lepetellida, Haliotidae.
AGUGCUACGCUGUGAAAUGUUGCGGCCACAACUUUCCUGCAUUAUGGUCAUCCCAUCUGACUUGUCCCUUGGUUUCUUUUUGUCGUAGGUCCAUCAUGGGGAGCCACUAUCCUAUCGUUACUGCUGCUAUUUGUGAAUCCUGCCCUGGCUGAAAAACCGAUCCAGCGACUAAAUUAUGGGGUACUGUUUAAGCCAUCAACCCCUGUCCAUUUUGCAACCGAAUACUGGCUUCACACAUAUGAGAUUAGGCUACCAUCUAACCCAACCAUCCCUUCCUUGUCAACAUGCCCCACUUCAAAUGCUACAUGCCUUCUCAUCCAACAAAUUCAAACACACCUUCUUUCUCUGCAAACCAAAUGUAUCUCACACCUCAACACAACGCGUACACAGAUCAAACAGUUGAUUCCAGAAUCAAAACUGAAAUCUCCUUCCAGGUCCAAACGGGCACUUUUAAGCUUUGUUGGGGCCUUUUCUAAGACUCUGUUUGGCACCGCCACUACAGGCGAUGUCAACAUCCUUGCACAGCACAUUAACACACUCACAAAACAUGAAAUGAAUGUUAUCAAUACACUUCGACAGCACUCCCAACACCUCUCUUCUUUCAUGCAACUCAUUGACAAACGGUUCACAAAUGCAUUGCAAGGUAUCAAAGCCAACCAUGACACCAUGCAAUAUGUUACACAAACCAUUAACAGAAAUACCAAAUCUCUCCAAGCAACGUUUGUUUUACUUUCUACUCUCCUAACUGAACAAAUACGACAUGCUUAUGAUAUUGAGCAUCAAUUGGAUCAACUAAAAUCAGGCAUUUUAGAUUUAGUUCAAGGUCGUCUGUCACCACUCCUUCUUUCUCCUGAAGUCUUAAAACAAACAAUCCAUCAUCUAUCGCGUCUCCUAUCUGAAAAGUACAGAGGAUUCCACCUUCUACAAACUGAUCCGUCUUUUUAUUAUGCACAUGCCCAAUUCUUAUAUGCUAGAACCAAACUAAACAUCUAUGUGUCCAUCAAAUUUCCCAUUUCUUCUAUCAGCAAGCCUUUUCAUCUCUACAAAAUUCUUUCACUCCCUGUACCUGUCAAUCAAACAUCCUCUCACUCUACUCAGCUUCUGGAUCUCCCAUCAUAUUUUGCUAUCUCAUUUGAUUCUCAGCACUAUGCUACACUUGAUACUUCUCAGCUAUCAUCUUGCACAGGUCGGUCACUUCUUCACUGUCCCUUUCGCCUUCCCCUUCAAGCUUCGAACAAUCCAUCGUGUGAAAUUGCUCUCUUCCAAGAUAGAAGAAGUGAUAUCAAAUCCAUGUGCAAUUUUAGAUACAUAACCCAGCCACAACCAUCUCAACUUAUUCCCGUUGAUUCUUCCCAUAUUCUGGUCUACCAAAUACCCUUUCUCUCGCUAACAUGCCCAGGUCAUCGUCGUAUGGUACCUGGCUGUACCUUCUGUGUUCUUGGCACUCCCUGUUCUUGUACGCUUUCCACGGAAACACUCUAUUAUCCUGCAGCCUUUGGCACCUGUCACAACACAUCUGAAAAGCUGACACGUUUGCACCCUGUGAACCUUGCUCUCCUACAGCAUUUCUUUGAUCCUUCAACCCUUGCUACCAUUGCAGUGUUUCCGCUGACUUAAUUAUUUAUCGGACACUGUGUCAGGCGACCUAAAAUUUUACCGGUCAUGAAUGAAAUUUGCCGGUCGUAUCCUAUUGCCAUACUGUAAGUACUCACUUUACAGUUAUUUUUAGUCUGGGUAUUUCCGAAACAUAAUAAUUUUUGCGACCAUGAAAGCACAGCCAAGACUCAUUUUGCUUACCCAUGAUGUUUUUAUUUUAAUACAUGACUAUUUACCGGACACAGUGUCCGGCUGGGUUUAAAUUUACCGGUCCCCAACAAAUUUUACCGGUGAUUUUCAGGUAUAAACCGGAGAACGGAAACACUGACAA